This is a messenger RNA of Hydra vulgaris (swiftwater hydra), 912 nucleotides long. Its product is annotated as sel1-repeat-containing protein YbeT. Lineage: Eukaryota; Metazoa; Cnidaria; Hydrozoa; Anthoathecata; Hydridae. The record is from RefSeq and is a predicted model, not a curated record. Gene Ontology annotation, molecular function: protein binding.
CAUUUUUUGUUCCAAUAGAUUUUUAUUAAACUUAUUACACUUUGUAUGAAGACAAGAAGCUUUUUUUUUGUUUUUAUUAAUUAAACGUCAUCAAUCGAAGUUUAAUCGAACGUAUUAGAAAAAAUAAGUUUAAUUGAGUUGAAUUUUUGAAGAAAUAGCGCGAAGAAAUAUAGAGAAUGCAAAAUAUAUCAAAACGAUACAAACCAUCAUGGGCACCUGGUGAACCAGGAUAUAAUCCUUUAUUACCAUAUGGUCCAAAGGUUUAUUUGGCUCGUAAAAAAAAACCAGAUCCAUGGUGGGUGUUUGCAUUGGAGGUUUUUGUUGUAGUUGGGGUGCUUUGUAUGUUUGUUUAUAUGUAUUAUUACAUUGAUCACUUACACACCCAUGCGGCUCGCGUUUACGCUCAUUUAGGAAGUUCUGACGCACAACAUGUAUUAGCACAUAAUUAUUUACACGGAAGAGGAGGCCUUGAAAAGGACGAAGAAAAAGCAAUGUAUUGGUUUAAAAUGGCUGCGGAUGCUGGACAUCCAGAAGCUGGAUAUAACGCUGUAGCAAGUCACAUGCAAGGUUACAACAUUAACUUGAAAGAGCGAGAAAUUGAACAGUAUUUAAAAAACGCUCAUGAAAAUGGUAUUGAAGAUGCUACGAGAGCGUUAAAAGAUAUGCUGCCUCAUAAGUAUUGAGAAAUCGAUUCUCUUUUUCUCUAUUUGACUUAAAUUUGUGUUGUUUGUCCAACGUAAAAAAAAAAACAAAAAAGCAGAGUUUUUCAAUAAAACUAUUUUCUGCACACAUCUUUUUUAUUUGUUCUGUGGUAAAAUUUACAAGUUAGUUAAAAAAUAGUUUAGUUAAAAUGUAAAACUAUGUAAAUGUCUUUUAUAAUGCAUCAGUAAAAGUAAAUUCAUUCAUUUAGCA